AUGAGUCUCGCCCUCUCCAUCGCCACCUCCAUCUUUGUCGUCACCGUCGACUUUGUCCACUACUUUCUCACUGCCGCCCGCCGGCUCGUUGCUCCGAAGUCUACUGGCUACUGCGUUUUCACCAUCCUGCUCACCGUCAUCCUCGCCGUCGCUGUUUCUGGACCAACACCAGUGCCAGUCCCCUCAGAGCCGCUUCCAGACAUGAUCUCCAUCAACGGCGCCUGCCAUUUUGCGCUCACCAGCUCCUCUGCAUCAGCACAGCCUCCAGGACGGCCGCCAGCAGGCCGCCAGGCGCUCCCGGAAGGCAGACCGAUGGAUGGUUUACAACCGUCCUCACAGGCCACCCUGCCCCAGUCCCAAGCGAGGGCGCCAGCCGAGGCUGUCACACAAGAGGCCGAGGCGACAGCCGAGGCCACUACCCAAGGUGGAGCCGAGGCGACAGCCCCCGACCUGGCUGCCAAGGCGCCAGCCGAGGCUGCCAACCAACCAGCUAAGGCCUCUGCCCAAACGGAGGCCGAGGCGCCAGUCACAGCCGCCCAAACCAAGGCGCCAGCCGCCGCCGCCACGCGCAAGCCCUGGUGGAACCUUUUUAGAACUUGCAACAUCAGCGCCGUCGCCGUCGCUACCGUCGAGCAAGGCAUCGCCUCCAUCAAGUGCGAUGACUCGGCUCGCACGGCCGGCGCUCAUCCGGCCGGCGCGCGAGACGCCUGCGCCGCCCUCGACUACGACCGGACGCGCCCUGCCGCAGCCUCCGCCGUAGCCGAGCGAUCGGCCAGCGCCUCUGCCGCCAGCGCCAUCGCCGUCGGCCGUACCGUCGAGCGAGGCAUCGCCUCCGUCAAGACCUUCGUCUUCGAGCGUGAUGCCGCGCCUCGCACGGCCGGCGCCCUUCGGGCCAGCGCGCGAGACGCCUCCGCCGGCCUCGACUGCGAGCGGACGAGCUCUGCCGCCUCCGCCGUAGCCGAGCGAUCGGCCAGCGCCUCUGCCGCCAGCGCCGUCGCCGUCGGCCGUACCGUCGAGCAAGGCGUCGCCACCGUCAACCAGUGCCUCACGCUUCAGCUUUCAUAG
Emiliania huxleyi CCMP1516 is the source of this 1065-nucleotide messenger RNA. RefSeq lists its product as hypothetical. Lineage: Eukaryota; Haptophyta; Isochrysidales; Noelaerhabdaceae. The transcript has 7 exons. The coding region runs from base 1 to 1065 and encodes 354 amino acids. The record is from RefSeq and is a predicted model, not a curated record.